CCCGGGAGGAGGGAGACGGGCGAGGGCCAGGAACUGGGAAGGUGGGGCUGCGAAGGCGACAGAGACCCAGAGGAGAGGGUGGGAAGCAGCGCCGCCUCAUUUCUGUGGCUCUUGGGGGGCGAGGAGGAGGGUCCCCCUGAAUUGGGGUUUUUCUCCAUCCCAGCCACGCCACACCCACAGGAGCCACUGCGAAAGACCUGCAUCUUUUCUCUCCCUCCGCCACCCCCUUCUUUCUACUUUCUACCUGCCAACCAGCUCUAUUAUGAAUUCACUAGCCAAUCUUGAAAAUUUGCCAUUUAAAAGACGGCCAAAUUUAAGGUUGCCAGAUUUAAAAGACGGUUAAAGCUGUUUGGAAAAAACCGGGGUGCCCCUUGCCCUGGCACAAUAUGUUAGGAAAUGGCCUUUCCUGGCAAAAGCAUUUCUUUAGCAAGAACUCUAGUGCUCCUGGCUCUUUUUUUCUACCUAGGCAACCAUUUUAACUUGUUUACCUUAUUAAUCCCUUGGGCAAGCUGACUGGCAGAACAGCUAGCAUAAGAUUUCUCUAAAAGUCUUUAUGGUGCAGUAGUUGGUUAUUUAAAAGCAGCAGGAGGAAGAACCUGUAGUUGGAUAAAAAGGCAUGCAUGCAAUACCAACAGUCUAAAAGCAGGGAAGGUUUCCUCUUAGCAUUGGUAAGGAGCAGUUGGAGCCAGGUAAACAUCUCCAGAAAGUACAUUCUGGCUACCACAACUCAGAAGGCCUUAUCGUAGGCCUAUUCCCACCUUGCUUUCUAAAGGUAUCAGACAAAUUUUAAUGGCCUAUCGGGUUGCUGAGGGAAUAGAUGGUCCUUGCAGUUCUAUACAUCCCUACUUUGAAGCCAAAUUUGAGUACAGUACUUAUACACACUUAUGUGUACCAUAUAUAGAACUGCUGCCUUGAUGCUCUUUGUGCAUAUUACGGUAAGUUCCAUACAACAAUUGUUCCUCUCACCAAAAUGAAACAUUCUGCAAUCUCUGUGUGUAAACCUGAUACGUAGUUUAAUAUUUACAAUGUAAAGUUGAUAAACUUACAUUGAGAGCAGGACUAAAAAAAUUGUAUGUCCAAAAAGAAAAGCUUCCAUCUCUAUUUAAGAGAGCCAAAUACUCAGCCAACUCUGCUCCAGAGGUUUUUUUUAAUGCCUUCAAACAUUUUCUUUAAAAGCAACAACAACAACAAAAACCCAACCAAGUUACCCCAGACACUGCAAGCAAGGAGGGUUUUUUUUUUUUUGCCUUGAGUGUGUUAUGUUCAUACUUGAUUUUGCAUUGGUAACAGCUUGCGGGUGUAAACGGUGUGAUUUUCAAAUUCCUUCUCUUUCCCACCCCACCCUUCUGAAAUUGGCAGAGUCGCAUAACCCUGGAAAACUUAAGCUGCAUUUGCUGCAUACUUAAGAAUGGUGUGAACAUUUGAGAUGGCCGCAGCCAUUGCACAUGUGCAGAUGACAGUUUCAUGAAUAGGAGCUUGGGGGAUGGGGUUGCAGGGAUGGGGAAAUCAAAAUGUCUAUGCAAAUGUGCCCUGAAACACAGUGGGAUGAAAUAACCUCACUGUGUUUUAAGUCACCAAUAUGAACAUACCCAUAAUAUUAGAAAAUGAGAGGUGUCCUUCAUAUUGUGCAUCUUAUAAAUACUUUUCUGUCUUACUUUAGUAACAGAAUCUUUUAAAAUAUGUAUCAAUCUAAAAUUUUGAGCUUGUGCAAGAUCCAUUCUAAGAGCUAAGGAUUGGUUGGUGGUCAGGCACACCAGCCAUUUAUAAAGUGGUAGCAUAAGCAGUCAAGAAAUCUCCUUACCUGGCAAAUAGAAGGGGAAGAAUUUGAGGCAGUGAGAGAUUUUACUUUCUUGGGUUCCAUGAUCAUUGUAGAUGGUGACAGCAGUCACAAAAUUAAAAGACACCUGCUUCUUGGGAGAAAAGCAAUGACAAACCUAGACAGCAUCUUAAAAAGCAGAGACAUCACCUUGCCAACAAAGAUCCAUAUAGUUAAAGCUAUGGUUCUCCCAGUAGUGAUGUAUGGAAGUGAGAGCUGGACUAUAAAGAAGGCUGAUCGCCGAAGAAUCAAUGCUUUUGAAUUAGGGUUCUGGAGGAAACUCUUGAGAGUCCCAUGGACUGCAAGAAGAUCAAACCUAUCCAUUCUGAAGGAAAUCAGCCCUGAGUGCUCACUGGAAUGACAGAUCAUGAAACUGAGGCUCCAAUACUUUGGCCACCUCAUGAGAAGAGAAGACUCCCUGGAAAAGACCCUGAUGUUGGGAAAUACAGUGAUAUCUCGACUUACGAACGACUCGACAACCAAAUUUUUCGACUUACAAAUGGGGCAAAUGGCAGCACUCUUAUGAAUGUCUCUACAUCCAAAAGGAAACCGCAGCAGUUUUAGAUAGGGUUGCUUCGACUUACGAAUUUUUAGAUAGGAUUGCUUCAACUUACGAAUUUUUCCGUUUCCAAUGCAUUCCUAUUGGAAAUUGCAUUUCCAAUGGCGCUUUUCGACAUACAAAUUUUUCAACCUAUGAAGGUGCCUUCGGAACCGAUUAAAUUCAUAAGUCGAGGCACCACUGUAUUGAGGGCACAAGGAGAAGGGGACGACAGAGAACGAGAUGGUUGGACAGUGUUCUCGAAGCUACCAACAUGAGUCUGACCAAACUGCGGGAGGCAGUGGAAGACAGGAAUGCCUGGCGUGCUCUGGUCCACUAACCAACUAAACAACAAUGUGGUUUUCAGUAGGGCAGAUAGUAUUGGGGUAGCCAUGGGAGCAGGGCCUAUGGUAGAAACUGCUUGAGGCAGUUUGACUGGAAUAACCUAACUAUCAAUUUAGGUAACCAUAGUGGGGUAAAAUGACUUUGGGGGGUUUUGUUUCAGGAGGAUCUGCUGUGGUAUUUUGAUCCUUAACAGGGCUUUGAUUUUCUAUAGCUUUUCCCCCGUACUGCAAUAUAUCUUCAACACAGGAUGUGUGUGAGCUGAACCACAGUAGGGACAAUUCUACCAUAAAGCUAGCAUGAGAGGUAUCAGCAGUCAUGUUUUUUUCUGUUUGUUUGGACACGUUACUUUCACUAACAGGAGAAACAACAGAGAUGAUAUCAUUACUUGAAAUAUAAAGGUGACUAUGUUCCUUUGCACAAGUAUACUUUACUCACUAGAGUAUCCUUUCUGAUUAUAGAAUGAAAAUAAACAUAGACAGGAGGUGCAAUCAGUUGAUUUUUUUAAAUCAGAAAUUGGUGUGCAUAAAGUCUUGAGUUUAGUCCUUGUUAUGGGUGUACUUAGUUCUCGGUAGCCUGGUGCUGCAAGUCAUGCAGUCAUAUUCUAUUUAUUUUGGACUGGAUCUUUAACUUUGGACUGGAUGCUUUAACUUAAGUUAGUUGAACUUUGGUCUCAUUGAAUUCAGUGCGAACAAUAAGUCAUGGUUUAAGUUAUGUCCCCUUGAUUUCAAUGGAACUUUCAGUUAAAUUAACCUAGUGUGAAUCUAGCCCUUUGAGUUGGUACAGAAAUUAGGUGUUUAAUAAUAUCUGUCAUUUAUGGUGUUUCUCACUCUAAGAUUAUUUUCUCUAGGUUCAUUCCAGCCAACAAAUGAAAUGAUGCUCAAGUUCUAUAGCUUUUAUAAGCAAGCAACUCAAGGACCCUGCAGUAGUCCAAGACCUGGAUUCUGGGAUCCUAUUGGUAGAUACAAAUGAUUCUUGAAACAAUGCCAAUGACAGACAAGGUUGAAGAACUCCUACAUGUAAUAGGCCCAUUCUAUGAAAUUGUUGAGGAUAAAAAGACCAGAGGAUCUGGCAUAAUAGCAGACCUUGGAUAUUCCAUAACAUCUAUGCCAGCUGUGAAUGGCAAAUCUGAAAGCAGCGACAGCGGAGCAGAGUCAGAGGAGGAACCCCAUCAGGAAGAAAUAACAGAGCUAAAGCAGGUUGAAAAAGAAAGUGAGAGUCUGGGACCAGAUUUGAUGCCUGCUCAGGAGCUGGACUGUGUUGUCGCCAAUGGCUGCUGUGAAGAUGUCCCGAAUACUGACAUUCACAAUGGCAUACAGACUAAAUCUGCUCUGAAUGGUAUAAAUGUGGAUGAAGAAGUAAAGAAGAGAGACAAACGCCUUGAACUACCUAUAAUUUCUAAUUUUGGGUCUUCUCACCAAGGUGCAAAUGAAGAUACCGCUGAAGAGGUCUCUGGCAUUCAGCACUUGACAAGCGAUUCGGAUAGUGAAAUAUACUGUGAUUCUAUGGAGCAGUUUGGACAAGAAGAGAUAUUGGAGUCAACGAAAGGAUUUUCAAAACAUCCAUUACAUUUCUCAGAAGUAGACCACAGCAGUCUGCUGGGUGCUUCUGGUUUUCUUGAACUUGGAAACUACAAGACAGAUGGUAUAAUGGUGGCUGCAAUUGAAGGGAAAGGUGAAGUCAAGUGUGGUGGUGAGGAUGGCAAGGCAAGUGAUGGAGGCCCUCACAAAGAAAAGAAAGGCGGUGAAAAGGUGGAUUUCUACGGAAUCAGAAGAGGGAGAGGUCAUAGAAUGCACCCUUUGGGUGAUGGUGCCCAAGGUGGACAAAUGGGUAGUGGAGGAGAUGGAGAACGAUGGGGGUCAGACAGAGGACCAAGAAGUGGCCUCAAUGAACAAAUUGCAGUAGUGCUUAUACGAUUACAAGAAGAUAUGCAAAAUGUCCUUCAGAGAUUGCAUGCAUUGGAAACACUGACAACUUCACAGACAGGAACUGCAACCGUACAUUCAAAUAAUCAGACUCCCUCACCUGCUAAGAGACCUUCCUGGUGGCCGUUCGAGAUUUCUCCUGGUACUUUAGUCUUUGCUGUUUUCUGGCCAUUUGUUGCCCAGUGGCUGGUACAUGUGUAUCUUCAAAGGAGAAGGAGAAAACAGAACUGAGGAUUCAAUUCCUGAUUUUACUUAAGGACUGCUAACAGGGAGACCCUGGAAGGUGAAGUAAUUUAAGAGACCUGCAAGAACUGCAGAUGCUAAGAUGGCUACAUCUUUCUUCUAUUUUUCCCCUUUUGCACUACCUGGCAUACUUUACUUGAAUGGUCCCUUUCUCUUAGGUUACAAAUAAAUACAACUAUCCCAUCCAGCAACCACAUGAACCCUAAAUGAAUUGUUUUGGAAUGUACUUUUUGGAUUAACAGUCUGUAGAGUUGAAGGCUAUUACUGCAGCAUCUACUGGGAGUGUUUCUUCUUCCCAGAGCUGGAAUGAAGAAGUUCCUUCAAUUAAUGAAAAACAACAAAACAAUAAUGAAAGCCUGUGAAUUGUUACUUUUAACACGAUUUAUUUUAUAAUGCCGCAGACGACUUUCCACAUAGCAUACAAAAUAUACAAUAAGCAGUGGAAACUUUAAAGUCUGGAAUAGUCCCAAGUAUCUGGAUUGUAUGACUGCAAUUAACAUUGUAGCUCUGGGAGAUCUAAUAUAUAAAUUGCUGCUACAUAGAUGAGGUAGUUUUUUAAGGAAACAAAUCAAGUGUUUGAAGCUGUAGAUUGUACUUCCAUGGGGACCAUCAGUGCUUCUUUUAAAAACCAAGUCAAGCAUCUUAAUUUGUUAGAACAGCAGUCAGAGUUUGAAUAUGGCACGAUAGAUUCAGAACUCAGUACACAGAAUAAAGUACGUAAAAUGGCCCUGGCACCCCCUAACCUACAUUGUCAUAUUGAAAUCAAUGGGACAAGAAUGUAAGUACAGUUUAUUGUAAAUAGUCCUUAAUGUUCAGUUUCAGAAGUUGCAUAGUAUUAAUUUAGAAGGUGUUCAAAAUGCAUGUUAAAAGGCCACAUUGCUGCCCCAGGAAAUGUAUAGAAACAGGCUGUUGUGAAUGGAUUGAUUCCAGUGCUAGGGUAAUAGGAAGCUGCUGCUGCUGCAGGAAAAUCCUGCAUCCAAUACCUUAAAUGUGACUAAGCUGUGCUACAUCUGCAGGCUAGACCUGGUAAAAGGGCCUCUAUUAUAUAUUUUCUCACAAGGGUUAUAAACCUAUGACUAUUACCAAAUACAGCAGGUGAGGCUUGUAUGAUUGAAUGUUCCUCCAUACCAGAAAUUCCACAUUAUUUUAACUAAAAAAGAGAGAGAGCUUUUCCUACCAUGUUUCUGUGUGGAGGAUUUUUUAAAAAAAUUGGGACAAGCAUUCAGUCUUCCCAUCUUCUGUCAGAAGUAGUGACAGUCCUGGCACAGAUUCAGCUGGUGUCAGUGUAAUUUUGCCCCUCAACGUUAGCCCCUUCCUGCUCCCAUGGCUAAUAAGCACUGUCAGCUUAGACCACUGUGUGUGUCUCUGCAUGUGCACACAUGCACAUGUGAGUACUCUAAAGCAGCAGUUGACACCCAAUCUUUUGUUGCAUUUGCAGCUUAGGGCCAUUGCUUUUUAAAACUUUUAGGGCAAUAUUUCUUAUCUUUCUUUUGUUUUGUUUUUUUACAUACCUAAUUGCUGCAGCCUUUUCUCAUACCCGGGCCCUUUACAAGUGCAAGUCCCUUUUUUAAAAACACUUUCAAGACAAUUUUAGCAUUGUCACUUUAUUAGAUUUCUACUUAAUUGAUUAGAUACCUAUUUGAAUAUAACAGCCUGAUAAUUUCAGUAGUAACAUCUCAGACUACAACUAGAAGGGACUUUUCUAUAGCAAACGAGAAAGCUAGCAAUUAACUAACAUUACAUUUUGUUAUAUGAUGUUAUAAAAAUCAACCUAAAGUGAUUGCUUUUCAGUUUGUGUAUUGAAAAAAACGUUUGUGUAUAGAAAAAGGUAUUCUAGACCUGUGAAAAGAGCAGCAACUCCAAAGCUGAUUACUCUUUCAAUGAACCUACUGCAGUCAACUGACCUACUUUAAAGUAAUUCCUGGAUUGUGACAUUUUUUGCACUGUGUAACUCUUCGGAGUGAUGCAUUACAGAAAGCUCAUGGGCAGUGUUGCAUCUGCUCUGAUGGCAAGGUCUUGAAGAAAAGCACCUUCAUACCUGUUAUAUUCUAUAUAAAUAAUGUAAUUACAGGAGUUAGAAUUUCUGCCUUGUUUACUAUAACAUGAUUUUGAAGUUUAGUUUUAAAAGUUAGUUCAUCUUAAUCUACUGUAAAUAACAUUUAAUAAAGAAUGACAGGAGCAUUAUCCAAGGACA
Molecule: messenger RNA, 7058 nt
Organism: Zootoca vivipara (common lizard)
Lineage: Eukaryota; Metazoa; Chordata; Lepidosauria; Squamata; Lacertidae
Source: RefSeq, a predicted model, not a curated record